AUGCGUGGUAGAACGGGUAAGAUCGUUUAUGAUAGCAUCGUUUUCCGUCCUACUAAUCAGCAGCUAUUAGCGAAGCAGUACAAGAUCUCCGUCGAGACUCUGAACAAGCAAGUGUCAAGAAGGAUCCGAAGUACCGUUUUUACAACGUCGAUCUGGCAUCCGUAG
Phytophthora nicotianae INRA-310 is the source of this 165-nucleotide messenger RNA. RefSeq lists its product as hypothetical. NCBI's taxonomy places the organism in Eukaryota, Oomycota, Peronosporomycetes, Peronosporales, Peronosporaceae. Bases 1 to 165 code for a protein of 54 amino acids. The record is from RefSeq and is a predicted model, not a curated record. The transcript has 2 exons.